Aedes aegypti (yellow fever mosquito) is the source of this 641-nucleotide messenger RNA. It is a transcript of the gene RpLP2, whose product is annotated as 60S acidic ribosomal protein P2. Gene Ontology annotation, biological process: cytoplasmic translational elongation. Gene Ontology annotation, cellular component: ribosome; cytosolic large ribosomal subunit. The transcript has 4 exons. Gene Ontology annotation, molecular function: structural constituent of ribosome. The record is from RefSeq and is a predicted model, not a curated record. The coding region runs from base 164 to 502 and encodes 112 amino acids. NCBI's taxonomy places the organism in Eukaryota, Metazoa, Arthropoda, Insecta, Diptera, Culicidae.
AAACUGUCAUCCACGCGCGCCAUGUGAGCCCACUUUGACAGCUCAACUUCCGUCUCCGCGUCGUUCGCCAGCGGUCCGUUCUCUUUCUAGUUUGAACGUCCAAACAAGUGAGUUGUGUUUCAUUUUGGUGCCGCUCUCGUUUCGUGUCGGAAGGACUUAAAAAAUGCGUUACGUGGCUGCAUACCUCCUGGCUGUCCUCGGCGGAAACGCCAGCCCAUCGAAUGCCGACAUCGAGAAGAUCCUGAGCUCGGUCGGUAUCGAAGCGGAUUCGACCCGUGUCACGAAAGUGGUCAACGAGCUGAAGGGCAAAUCGGUCGAGGAACUGAUUGCCUCCGGUCGCGAGAAGCUCUCGUCGAUGCCAGCUGGUGGUGCCGCCCCGGCUGCCGGUGCUGGUGCUGCGGCCGGUGGUGCCGCUGCCGCCCCCGCUGAGGAGAAGAAGGAAGAAAAGAAGGAAGAGUCGGAAUCCGAGGACGACGACAUGGGAUUCGGUCUCUUUGAAUAAGAAGGGAUUCCAGCACAUCGUACAAGGAUGUGUCACGAUGACCAUUCGUUGGAAGGGUACAACGUAUUUAUUUCUGUGAAAUAAAUUACCAAAAAAGCAAGAAAAUAAAAUCAAGGAGGAGACUCUGCUGAAAAGCCAA